This is a messenger RNA of Rhipicephalus microplus (southern cattle tick), 2461 nucleotides long. RefSeq names its product lysosomal acid glucosylceramidase. Gene Ontology annotation, biological process: glucosylceramide catabolic process. NCBI's taxonomy places the organism in Eukaryota, Metazoa, Arthropoda, Arachnida, Ixodida, Ixodidae. The record is from RefSeq and is a predicted model, not a curated record. Gene Ontology annotation, molecular function: glucosylceramidase activity.
AUCCAAAGUGGUAUUCAGGCCUGCCACGUAGCGUAGGCGUCCGAGAACGUCUGGGUCUAGACAGGCCACCCUGUAAACUAAUAUUCACAAUUUUUAACACUCAUACCUUUGCGAGGAAGGUAUCUUAGCUGGAUUAACUGAGGAAUUAGCAUGUAUUACUUAUGAUAUUACUGCACUUAAACAGGCUUACAAAACUGUUGAAGUGUAUUAGGUUCACGUGCUUAUUAAGCUUAUCAAAUUCGCGUGUGUUAGGAACGGGAAAUAUCGCCACUAAAACGGCUUAACCGGCUCUCAUGCGCAACAAAUAGUUGCUUUCCUUACAGCUGAGCGCCUUUUCCGUGAUCCUCUUACUCUCCUGUCUAAAGCGCUGUUGGUUUCUGACCUUGCACAAACACUAUGCAAACAAACAACCAGACCUCAGUCGUGAGGCUGUUUCUCCUGCGCUCGCUGCAAGGUACAAUCAGAUGGGGCAUCGUCUUGUUGUUUUCGCUGAAUGGAUGCUCGACUCAGCCGCCUCUUUCGCUUCUGUGUAUAAGUAACCUCUGUCAACACCUUUUCGAGCUAUCAUUGCACGCGUGUCACUUCUACAGUGCGUCUGAUAAGAAAGGAAACCGUUAAAACGAGGCUUUGCAAUGUGAAUCUCGUGUUAGGGUGUUCAAGACUGCUUUUGAAAGUAGAGCGUCAUGAAGAGGCAUUUUUCGUUCACUGCCACAGCUGCAUUUGUGGCCUUUAUAUCAGCUGCCGCAGCUGAAUGUCAGCCGAGAGACUAUGGCCAGGGCAGCUUCGUGUGUGUAUGCAAUGUGACGUACUGCGACUACAUCGGUGAUAUCGAACCAUUGAACAGCAGAUCAGCAGUUGCCUUUGAAAGCACGAAAACCGGCCUAAGGUUCGCCAAGACCGCCAUACUUCUUGGCAGGGCACCGGAUGAAGACAACCAGAACAACUCCUCUCUCCUGCUUGUGGUCGACUCGUCAAAGGAAUACCAGAAAGUUCUUGGGUUUGGAGGAGCGUUCACCGAUGCCACAGGGAUAAAUGUGAAAUCUCUUCCGACCAACAUGCAAGAAGAAAUUUUGAAGUCCUACUACACAAAAGAAGGAAUUGACUACAACAUCGGAAGGAUUCCAAUGUCCAGCUGCGACUUCUCCACACGAAAAUACACAUAUGAUGACUCCCCUGGCGACUUCGAGCUGACCAAUUUCACACUCGCUCCUGAAGAUUUCGACCUCAAGAUCCCGUACAUAAAGAAGGCAAUGUCUCUGUCACACGAGCCCACGUGGUUUUUCGGAAGCUCAUGGAGCAGCCCCGCUUGGAUGAAGACCAGCAACGCGCUUGAAGGCCCAGGAUUCCUAAUUGGCGAACCGGGUGGACCCUACUACAAGACGUGGGCAAACUAUUACGUCAGAUUCGUGCAGGAGUACGAGCGGCAUGGAGUUCCUAUCUGGGGUCUGACGACUCAGAACGAACCGACUACCGGCUUCGUACCGGGCUUCCGCUGGCAGACCCUGGGCUUCAGCGCGAAGAGCCAGCGUGACUUCGUGAAACUUGAUCUGGGACCUGCAUUGGCCGAAGCUGGUUAUGGCGUGGACAAGCUGCAGCUCAUGAUUCUCGAUGACAGUCGCCUAGUCCUUCCUCACUGGGCAAACGUGGUGCUCGGCGACCCCGACGCGGCCAAGUACGUGGGUGGAGUCGCUGUUCACUGGUACACGGACAAUAUUACCGACCCUCAUGUGCUGGAUGAGGUGCACGACAGCUUCCCGAACAAAUUUAUUCUUGGCACCGAAGCGUGCACUGGUUCCGAAAAGCUAGAGGAAAAAGUCCUGCUUGGCAGUUGGGAACGAGCCGAGUUGUACGCCGCAGACAUUCUCCAGGAUUUCAAUCAUUGGGUCAGUGGAUGGACUGACUGGAACCUAGCCCUUGACACAGAGGGUGGUCCCAACUGGGUCAGCAACUUCGUCGACUCGCCUAUCAUUGUCAAUGCAUCAGCUCAAGAGUUCUACAAGCAGCCAAUGUACUACGCACUUGCCCACUUUAGGUAAGUCUAUUUUAACCCGAUAGCGUUGAAGAGGUCGCUUCUCGGAAAUUACACUGUUGGCGUCGGCGUGGUUGGUUGUGAGCAGAAAACUGGCGUUGUCGGUGAGCAAAAGAUUGUGAAAAAAUAUGCAAAUAAAAACCAUGUCUACAAUCCCGAACAGAUUCCAAGGCUUCUGUAUGGCAUCCUAUGACAAAACCACGAAAGUGUAUAAAACUGUUGUGAAAAAAAACAUACUAUACAAAAGUAACGUAGUUCAAAGAGUCGCAUAAACACACGUAAAUUUGUGUGGCAAAGUACAAGGUCACAUCAGGCGUCACUGCAUCUGAGCCGCACAAUGAGUGGGUGGUCCAAAGCUUCCCACAAAUCAUAAAGGGCUUUGCUUUCAUUGUGUAGUCAGUGAUAUCGUCAACAGAGUCGCUAUAAUGCCUU